AGGAACUAGACUAUGGCUUCAUUGCGCAUCAGUAUUUGUCUUUUCCUGAUUCUUGGAUCGCUGCAGAUUGGUUCAUCUUCCUUUUACGAUGGAAUUGAAGAGCUGGACAAUAACCUUAUUCUCACAUCAGUCCAGGAGGCUAAGAAGCUGGUGGAUGCUGCCUACAAACACACACGUGACGUCCUUAAGGAUAGACUAAGGAAGGGAAUCAUGAGUCCAUCUGAGGUCAUGACAUACUUUAAACAGCCUGUGGCUUCUAGCAGAAACUUCAUCCGAGCAGCAGACUACAUAGAGACCACCCUUGAUCUUCUGACAGAGAAGGUGCGGAGCAUCUACAGCAGACCUUUAAACAUUUCAGACUUGCUGACAACCAACCAGAUAGACAUGUUACAUAAGGUUUCCGGAUAUGCUUUCCUUCAUCUUCCAAAAGCUUGUCCUCGAAGUUGCUAUCGUACGAUCACCGGAGUGUGCAACAACAGGAGAUUUCCAAACUUUGGAGCUUCCAACAGGGCCUAUUUCCGCUUACUACCUGCCCAGUAUGAGGAUGGGAGAUCCCUCCCACAAGGAUGGACAGAAUCCAAAAGGAUCAAUGGAUUUACUUUGCCUUUGGCGCGGGCUGUGUCUAAUGAGAUUAUCCGGUUCCCAGAGAGAGAGCAGACUCUUGACAGCCAGAGAUCUCUCAUGUUCAUGCAGUGGGGCCAAUGGAUUGAUCAUGACCUUGACCUCGCACCUGAGACACCAUCGAGAUCAACCUUUCUAAAAGGCAUAGACUGUGAGCACAGCUGUGUCCGGGCACCACCAUGCUUCCCACUGCGGAUCCCCCCAAAUGACCCUCGAAUAACCAACCGCAGCGACUGUAUCCCCCUUUUCCGCUCAUCUCCCGCCUUUGUGCGCGGGUCCUGUGUUCGGGAACAGAUGAAUAUUCUCACUUCAUACGUCGAUGCCAGCCAAGUAUAUGGCAGCACCAAUCAGUUGGCCAGGACGCUUCGUAACAACAACAACCAGCUUGGCCUCAUGGCUGUGAAUAACAGGUUUAAUGAUAACGGGCUCGCUUACCUGCCUUUCAGCACACAAGCAAAUGAUUUCUGUGUACAGACUAACAAGACAUCUGGACUCCCAUGCUUCCUGGCUGGGGACGGCCGUGUCAGUGAGCAGCCAGGUCUAACUGCAUUUCACACGAUCUUUGUGCGAGAACACAACCGUAUAGCAACUGAGUUACGGCGAAUGAACCCAAGCUGGUCAAGAGAGAUCCUCUAUCAGGAAACAAGGAAAAUCAUUGGAGCCAUUACACAGAAAAUAAACUACAAGGACUGGCUGCCCCUGCUGCUGGGUUCUUCAAUGUCCCGGUUGGUUCCUCAAUACACUGGUUAUAAUGAAUUUGUCAACCCUGGAGCAUCCAAUGUGUUCAGCUUGGCAUUCCGCAUGGGUCAUACGAUGAUCCAGCCAUUUAUUUAUCGAUUGGUGGAUCGUUACCGGACCUCACCAAGUUUGCCUCCAAUCCCUCUGCACCUUUCCUUCUUCAACACCUGGAGAAUUGUGAGAGAAGGAGGCGUUGACCCUAUUCUUCGUGGCCUUAUGGCUAAUCAAGCAAAGCUGAAUCGACAGAACCAAAUUUUAGUGGAUGAGCUCCGGGAUCAUCUUUUUGAGCUGUUCCAGCGCAUUGGUCUUGAUCUGGGUGCCCUCAAUAUGCAGCGUGGCCGGGAGCAUGGACUACCAGGAUACAAUACAUGGAGGAAAUUCUGUGGGCUCUCUCAGCCCUCCAAUGUAGCUGAACUAGCUCAGGUGCUACAAAAUACACAACUAGCACAGAAAUUCAUCUCUCUAUAUGGGACACCAAAAAACAUCGACAUCUGGAUGGGAGCUGUCGCAGAGCCUCUCCUGCCCAAUGGUAGAGUGGGUGAACUGCUGUCCUGUCUGAUUGGAAACCAGUUCAGUAGAUCCCGAAAUGGAGACCGAUUUUAUUACGAGAGAGCUGGAGUGUUCACAGCAGCUCAACGAAGCGCGAUUGAAAGAGUAACGAUGUCUAGAAUUAUCUGUGACAACACAAAGAUCACUGAGGUCCCUCGAGAUGUCUUUAUAGCAAACAGUUACCCACAACAAUUUGUAAAUUGCUCUGAGAUCCGCAAAUUAGAUCUCAGCCCCUGGAGGAGGAGAAAGAGUGGAUCAGAGGUUGAAGACUCCUGCGAAUAAUGAAGCUAUGAUCUAUAUGCCGUGAUACCAGUGUGUGCCCUAUUCUUUAUAUAUAUUGAAUGAUUUCAUAGCAAAUGCUAUUGAUGAAUCUGCAGCAUGCUGUUUAGUUAUCCUUGAAUUGAGAUUCUGCAAAGAGAAGCUUAGAUUGCCGUAGGGUGUGUAGAAAAUCCUUUUUUUACUUUUAUGCUGUUUUACAUUAAAUGACCCUUGUUUAUGCCGUUGACUUUAUUAUGUAGCAUGCAUGGCGUAAACCCACUCAGAACAGUGUCAGAAGCAGGCGCCAGAAAGUGUAUCUCGCUGAUAUGGCUCAGAAAUGUCACAUCUCUUAAACCAGUUAUAUUAUAUUUAUAUUGUACCAGGCAAUAAACAUUCAUAUGAAAAGCA
This is a messenger RNA of Pseudophryne corroboree (corroboree frog), 2574 nucleotides long. Its product is annotated as myeloperoxidase-like. Gene Ontology annotation, biological process: defense response to bacterium; response to oxidative stress. The record is from RefSeq and is a predicted model, not a curated record. The coding region runs from base 13 to 2190 and encodes 725 amino acids. The transcript has 13 exons. Gene Ontology annotation, molecular function: heme binding; peroxidase activity. NCBI's taxonomy places the organism in Eukaryota, Metazoa, Chordata, Amphibia, Anura, Myobatrachidae.